UGAUGUACUGUCAAUUAAAGAUGCACGUAGUCGGGUAUUGACGGAAUCUAAGGAGUAUUUAAACCCCGAAUUAAUACCCGAUUGUAUUUAGUCCCACGGAACAUACAUAAGGUGUCUCAUCAACGAUAGCAUUUUUUCGACUCUAACUUUCACGAGGAUUACAGCUGAAAUUGAAACAUUUACUUCUGGGAUUUUUUUACAGCAGUUCCAAAAAGAUGACUCCAAGAAUUGAUUUGUAUUUUUGUCUUAUUGCACUGGCACUUUUUGCCGUUAGUUUUAUCAGCAGUGUUGAAGGAUGUUGGAGAACUAAGUUGUGUAACUAUGACUGCAGACAGCGUAACUACCGCUCAAAAGAUUAUCCAUUGGACUGUUCUCGCUAUUACUUCUGUGUUAAUGGCGUCAAGUGGCGAAAUAUGCGUUGUCCUACUGGGAGGGUCUUCUCCGGUAUCACGCGCACAUGUGUCCACCCGAACGACGUCACCAACGACUGUCCCUCCUCCUACACCAACCGCUACCCGGUUCGGACACAACGACCUAAAUACGUCCGAACCACAAAGCGCCCAGUUCCAGUGUACCAGUCGUGUGGCAUCAAGAGCUCCCCCAACAUCAUGGGCGGAAGUGAAGCACGCGACGGCGAGUGGUCGUGGCAGGUGUCGCUCCAGUCCCGCAGCAGGACUUCCGGUAGCUCGUCUCACUUCUGUGGGGGCGUCCUCAUCAACAGCCGCUGGGUGGCCACAGCCUCUCACUGCGUCAUCAGACGUUUCAGCGGGACGAUAAAGGUCGUCAUUGGCGCCCACAAUCUGCGCAAGCCGAGUCGGUACCAGGUCAAGGUCGGCGUUCAGUCCAUACACAUGCACCCAAAGUACCAGAACAUGGGGAGUUACCCAAACGACAUCGCUCUCAUCAAGCUGGCUGACCCCGUGGACCUGCGCAGUGGGUUCAUCCGGGAAGUGUGUCUGCCCAAGCCCUAUGAAGUAUUAGCAGACGAGAGCGCCUACUCCAGAGAGUCGGGUUGUUGGGUCACUGGCUGGGGGAUGACGUCAAAGGCGAGGUACAGCGACGUGUUGCAAGAAGUUCGCAUAGGUUUGGUGAACAACACCUACUGCGCCAAACUGUGGCGCGGCUACGUCAACAACAACCACAUCUGCGUUGGCAUGGGUGACAAGGGAGCGUGCAGAGGUGACUCUGGAGGACCUAUGAUGUGCUCAAAGAACGGGCGCUACUACCUGGUCGGGAUCACGUCGUGGGGUGAGGAAUCCUGCACUGAGUACGGCUACCCUAACAUCUUCACCAGGGUAUCCAACUACAUGAAGUGGAUCACUGACACCUUGAAGGCAAACCCUUGAUCACGUGGCUUGUUUUACCAGACGCAGACGACUUUUGACUUUCCGCCAUCUUGGGCGCUACACGGCGACGGCAGCACGCCUGACUGUCUGACUUUCAGGGACGAACACUACAAGGGAUUGCCAUUUCAGGCAUAAUAGACCCAUGGAAUAUGCGCAGCUAUGCCUGAGAUGUUCUAGGACUAGACAGAAAGACGACCCGUUGUCAUGGGAAAUGGAGCCCUACCUCAAUGUGACACACAUUUCUGAAGCUGUAGAACCCACAGUACAACCAGCCACACCUGAAUUGUUUGGAUUGAAAACGAAACAAUGCAUAGCCCUAAUAAUCAAAGUAUUCACAAGCAUAUUUCAGUUAUAUUUUGAACCGUAGUUUUGUAAAUAUUUAAUAGCCUUGUCGCAUAUUAAGUAUGUUUGAAUAAAUCAAAAACAUACACUUUCCGUCUCUCUCGUUUUCAAAAUUGUAUCAAUUUUGAACCCGAAAAAAAUAUCUUUGGUACAGUUUCACUUCUAUAUAUACGUCCUAAAGAAACGCAAAAUACAAAUAUUUUCAAGUUACACUUCCCUCUUAUCUUCUGUGGUUAACUUUGUGUUAGUUCCGUCUUCAGUUAAUAAAAUAUGUCUUAAGGCAACCGGAUUGGGAACAAUACUCCAACAAACAUAAAUGUUAAUGUGACGGUUCCAUUUCGGAUGUGCUUUCAGUUUACGUUGCAUGAGAAAAAGACAUUUUUGUUAGUAGACACUUGUCGUUGUCACAGUUGUCGAUCAGUCUCAUUAGCCCACAAUUAUUGAAUAAUUUGUUCGUCGACAUUCGAACAACUUAAUAUAUUAAUAAUCUAUUUCUUCUAAACAUGAAAAAGAAGGAAAAAAGGCUUAAUUGCUCUUCGGCCAAGGGGGCAGUUUGGGAUGCAAAUAGUCCAUCACUAACCGCGGGACUUUGGUAAAAACAGGAUAUUUUUUCAGCAAUUUUUUUCAAAACACAAACAUUUUUCUGUGAAAGGAGAACAUUCUCAUUUAUUUUUACACAUAUUUUUUCCCAGACAAAGAACAUGCCAUGAAAUAUGGUAUAAUUAUCGGAACGAAAAUGAGGCCCCCAAACAAACAUAAUUGACUAAAAUAAAAUUUAAAACAAUUAGAAUAAAAAUAUUGAUCAUCAUUGGAGAAUGAGGUACGUGUAAUUUCGAAUCCGUAGCGCGAUUCAGAUUAUUGUGGUCGAUGCAUGCAAUUACUUUCGUAGAACAUGGUUUCAUGUUUUUAUACACUGACGUGUACAGCAUAUACACGCCUGUAAUUGUCCUUGUAUAAUUGUAUGUGUGUAUCUAUACAUCUGUAUCUUGUUAUUUGUUUCAUUCACGCUGUGACAUGGAAGAUGUUGUACGUAGAAGCCUAUUCCUGCACAGAGGUCGAUAUGUCCUUAAAAGUUGAACCGUAAAAUACACGUGACAUUCGCUCAGCUGCCUGAAGGGCAAACCGGUUAUGUCAUGGCCCGUUUGUCCGUCGUCUGUGAAUAUUUUCUUCUCCGAAACCACUGCGUCUAUGAAGCUGAAAUUGAGACGCAUCUUCUCACCAAUGAUAAAACAAAAGCGUGUUCCGGAAAUUUGGAACCGAUUUUCAAUUUGGCCGACAUGUCAAUGAAGUAGAGUUUGGUGCACGUGUACUAUGUAUUUAAAGAACACCCGAGUCUUUCAUAUUACUAUAGUCAAUCUUGUAAUAAUCUUGUAACCUAUAGUAAUGUGAAAGAAUCGGGUGUUCUUUAGCUUCUUUUGAGUAGUAUAUUAGAAUAACGAUGUUGACAACAAAGUUUGUUGACAUUUGAAACUGUUGACAAAAUACCCAGGUGAGCUACAGUGCCAUGACACUAUUUUCCUCUUUUAACAUUGUGUUGUACAUUACGCAAUGAGAUUGUAUAACCACAGUAAACGGGGAUUGACUAUACACGUGUACAACGAUACGGUAUUCAUCAAGGUGUAUGUACAAUAAACAUGUAUAGCCAUACGGAAAUUAGUAAUAGCAUUGAUUUCAGAAUAAUAAAUAAGUCCAUUUUCUCAGAUCGGUUUUAUAGUGACUGUCCCUUAAAACUAUAGCAUCACCUAUCUCUAAAUGUAGAUCAUUGAUAUCCAGCCUGAUCUACUUUGAAACGAACACAAACUCAUCACAGAGACCUUUUUCUUUGACAAAGAUGGAUUCUGUCCAAAUUUGUUGUUUCAUAAUAAGAGAAUGUUAUCGUUUAUAGUAGCACGGUUACGCACGUGUCAAAAUUGCGAUUAAUAGUAACAUCGCCAUAGUAAUUCUUUUGUGCAAACUCGGUGUUUUAAUAAAUGGUUC
Haliotis rufescens (red abalone) is the source of this 3665-nucleotide messenger RNA. Its product is annotated as chymotrypsinogen A-like. The transcript has 6 exons. Lineage: Eukaryota; Metazoa; Mollusca; Gastropoda; Lepetellida; Haliotidae. Gene Ontology annotation, cellular component: extracellular region. The record is from RefSeq and is a predicted model, not a curated record. Gene Ontology annotation, molecular function: serine-type endopeptidase activity; chitin binding. Gene Ontology annotation, biological process: proteolysis. The coding region runs from base 216 to 1346 and encodes 376 amino acids.